UUGGUCACGUGACGGGAAACCUGCUACUACGCUCCUUGCAGCCCGUCAGGCCAAACAGAGGGAGGCUAGCUGUUAGCUUCAACUGGCAAAGAUGAGUUUUCUGAGAGGAUUGUUUGGGCCUGUAUGUGAGAUAGACGUGGUGCUGAAUGAUGCAGAAAACAGAAAAACUGCAGAGCUGAAGACAGAAGAUGGAAAAGUGGAGAAACACUAUCUGUUCUAUGAUGGAGAGUCGGUAGCUGGAAAGGUGAAUCUAAAUGUGAAGCAGGGAGGGAAACGGUUGGAGCAUCAAGGCAUCCGCAUCGAGUUUGUUGGACAGAUAGAGCUGUUCUCUGAUAAGAGCAAUACCCAUGAGUUUGUGGACUUGGUGAAAGAGCUGGCUUUGCCUGGAGAACUAACCCAGAACCGAAGCUACGACUUUGAGUUCAUGCAGGUGGAAAAGCCCUAUGAGUCGUACACCGGAGCAAACGUCAGACUCAGGUAUUUCCUCCGGGUGACAAUUGUUCGCCCUUUGUCUGAUUUAGUGAAAGAAUAUGAGUUAAUUGUUCACCAGCUGGCCACUUAUCCAGACGUAAACAACUCCAUUAAGAUGGAGGUCGGCAUUGAGGAUUGUCUGCACAUCGAGUUUGAAUACAAUAAAUCCAAAUAUCACCUGAAGGACGUGAUAGUCGGGAAGAUUUAUUUCCUCCUGGUCAGGAUCAAGAUCCAGCACAUGGAGCUGCAGCUCAUCAAGAAGGAGGUCACAGGCAUCGGUCCCAGCACUACCACAGAGACAGAAACGGUUGCAAAGUAUGAGAUCAUGGACGGUGCUCCAGUUAAAGGAGAAUCAAUUCCAAUCAGACUUUUCCUGGCAGGAUAUGAUCUGACACCCACCAUGAGGGAUGUUAAUAAGAAGUUCUCCGUUCGCUACUUUCUAAAUCUGGUGCUGGUGGAUGAGGAGGACAGGAGAUACUUUAAACAGCAGGAAAUUGUUUUGUGGAGAAAAGCUCCAGAGAAGCUGAGAAAAAGAAACUUCCACCAGCGCUACGAGUCGCCCGAGCCCAGAAGCCAGCCGGUCUCUGCAGAGCAGCCGGAGAUGUGAGGGUCACACCCAGAAGAUCUGAAGGCAAACACAUCACAGCUUCUUUCUGCAAAACAGCCAGAGGUUUGAGGGCUGAAGCUGCUCUCUCCAUGGACUGACAGAUGUCUGUAAAACACAAAUACACAGAAGUUAUCUUUAGACAUCCCCUGCACACCUGCUCACCAUUUCACAGCUUUCAAUGGGAGCUGCCACUACUCUCACCCAGAACUGAAACACAGAUCCAUACGACUGCAACAACACGUCUGCUUAAACCUGAAUGUCAAAGCUAAAAUGAAAAUCAGCCUAAAAAAACAAUGAGAUGCCCAAUUUAGUUGUAGCUCCUCCAGACAAGCACACAUGCAUAAAGCCAUACGGUCCCAGUCUGCUGGCCAUGCAAAGUGUUCAGGAAGAAAACGGAAGAGCAGCACUUCUCCCCUCUGAAUUGAGAGUUUCUCUUUUCAAAUCAUCUCUCAUCCUGGACUUUAUCUCUCACACUUUACAUAAAACCAACAAACCACUACUUAGAGCUGCAUGAACUACUCCUAAAACGAAAGGCUUCAAAGACCAGAAGAGACGACGCUAUGGGGGCAACACCUAUGUCCUGCAUUUAUGUACACUACGUGACUGAGCUGGAGCGUCAAGGAUUUCAGCGCUGUUUUAUAACUGUAAACGACUUUGCAGCAGUUUAAAGACCUAUCAGCAGCAUUCUGCUUUAAUUGGGGAAUCGAGUGCAAUAAGUGUUCACAACAAUAUAAAAACCCACAAUAUAGUUCUGACUGAGGAAAAUCCAGUUCCACCUCUGGUUGCUGUACACAACCGAAUAAAUUCCCCCAAAGUACUUGAUUUAAUGAUUUAUCUUAAGGUGAUUUAUUUAGGUUAAAUCUGCAGGUUAGUUUUUUUUCUUUUACAUAACAGAGAAACAUUUCUUUCUGCUUAGAUGGAUGGAUUACAUGUCAUUAAAAUUAUCUGUAAUGUCAACAGAAUCUAUAUUCAUGGUUAUGACAUGUUUGUUAACGUCUGGGCGCCACUUUGUGUUAGAUCCUUGUCAGUGCUGUCUAUGUCUGAAAUACUGUAUGUAUGCAAAAUCGUAUUGUAAAAAUGAGAAGCAUUUUCAGGGUUUCGCUGCUGAAAUUCAAAUUAAUUUAAUUAGAGUGAACCAUUAGAGAAUCCUAAUGUGAAUUUGUCUAUUGCAUUUAAUUUGUUUUCUGCCAGCUGACCAGUCUCUGUGUGAAACGGUUUCCUUUCAUUUCAGCAGCUCAAAGAUAGAAGGUUGCAGCUGUGCAGCUGAUUUUAGACUCAAAUUUUCCAGUGUUGCUGUACAGCUGCCAGUCCGAACCUUCAGCCUGUAUAUUUACUGAUCAUGUUAGUCUUCAGGGGUUAAAGCUUUUUGAGCCCACUGGUUCGAUAUAUUCAGAAUAAUAAUGUAACUAACGGUUUUUGACUUCUGUUGUUAAAACAGGAAGGGAUGUACUUUUCACAUAACUGUAAAUGCAACUAUGUUCCACUGUGAUGCUCAGACCUGAGGUUUAGGUCUUGCUUUAAUGACACUGUUACCAGUCCCAUGUGAUUUAUUUUUUUCUGCCUCUAGCUCUGAUCUGAGGACAGCUUGCACUUUGCUCUACAGUGCUGUACUUAGUGUUGAAGGUGAAUAUUUCCUGAAAGUUAUCAUCACUCAAGGAGCAACUUGACCUCAGUUUUUCUGAGUUUUUUUCUUUUCACUACACACUUUAAUUCAGCUUUAUAUUUUUAUUUAUUUUGCCUCUUUCACGUUUGGACAGUGGCUGCAUUUUGCUGUUACAUUUUUAUUUUUUCUUAUAGUGUAUGAACAGACAGAUCAACAGUUCAGGUUUCCUCUGUCCUUUUAUUCUGGUUUUGAUCCUGUAAUUUGCAUCUAUAAUGUUUAGAAGGGGUGUAAUUUAUUGAAAAACAAAUCUUUUAUUUUGCUUAAUCUUUUGGAUUAAAUGUUUUUUUUUUUUCUUCAAUGGUUAGAAGUUGUGAAAAAAGCUUCAAAGCCUAUAUCCUCUGUCUCUUUGUUUUCUGCAUGUUUGUCCACUCAUGCCAUCGUGUGACUGUGUGUAUGAGAUAAUGUGUGUAUAUUCCAUACACCAAACCCCGAAUAUAUAGCCUAAAUUAAUCACAAAUAA
Messenger RNA from Cyprinodon variegatus (sheepshead minnow), 3201 nucleotides. It is a transcript of the gene vps26a, whose product is annotated as VPS26 retromer complex component A. The coding region runs from base 92 to 1078 and encodes 328 amino acids. The transcript is spliced from 9 exons. The record is from RefSeq and is a predicted model, not a curated record. Lineage: Eukaryota; Metazoa; Chordata; Actinopteri; Cyprinodontiformes; Cyprinodontidae. Gene Ontology annotation, cellular component: endosome; retromer complex. Gene Ontology annotation, biological process: retrograde transport, endosome to Golgi; intracellular protein transport.